This is a messenger RNA of Musca vetustissima, 940 nucleotides long. RefSeq names its product tetraspanin-6. The record is from RefSeq and is a predicted model, not a curated record. The transcript has 4 exons. The coding region runs from base 20 to 940 and encodes 306 amino acids. Gene Ontology annotation, cellular component: membrane. NCBI's taxonomy places the organism in Eukaryota, Metazoa, Arthropoda, Insecta, Diptera, Muscidae.
CGACCGAUCGAAGUACACUAUGGCCAUCAGGGAUUUACAAUUGAAUUCCGGCAUGCGUUGCGCCAAAUAUAUGCUGCUCAUUGUGAGCUUUAUGUUUGCUAUCACCGCCAUCCUCUUGGUAAUGGUUGGCUCCACCAUCCAAGCCAUUUUUGGUGAUUUCCGUCAAUUUGUGGACGAUCACUUCCUCUCGCCCCCAGCCUUGUUGAUUGCCAUUGGUUUCAUUUUGUUGUUUGUUGCCACCCUGGGUGCCUAUGGUGCCAUCAAGGAGAGUGUGAUGCUCAUUAAUUUGUAUGGUGUCUGCUUGUUUAUGGUCUUCAUUUUGGAGGUGUCGGCCUCGAUCGCCGCCUUUGUUAUGCAGGGUCAGGUCCGUGAAAUGUUGGUACGCACCAUGAACGAUUCGUUGGCCAACUAUGAAAAGAACGAAUAUAUCCAGGCCGGUGUAGAUUUCAUGCAAAGCGGUUUGGAAUGCUGUGGUGUUGAUGGUCCCCGUGACUGGGUCAAUUUCAUUGAACAACCCAACAACACAGUGAAUGGCCAAGCUAAUCGCAUCAAUGUACCCGACUCCUGCUGUGGCCUCUUCAAUGCCUACGACCCAAGGGAAUGUGAUAAACAAUACGAUACGGGUUGUUUCGGACGCAUGGAUUUCAUUAUUUCGCAGAGUACCAUGUUGAUUGCCACCGGGGCCACCACUGUGGCUUUUGUACAGCUUUUGGGUGCCUUGUGUGCCUUCAUGUUAGCCAAGACCCUGAGACGCAACAAGUCCAUACGCGAAGCUCGCCGCUGGCAGUUACAACAAAGUUUGGGCGUUCUGAUCUCUGGUGGUAAAAUGGCUCCACCCAUGAACUCACCCAUGACUGGGUAUACCCAAUUGGAGAAAACCGAACGAUUCUAUGAACAGGAACCCAUUAACUAUACACCCAACAGUCCCAGUGUUAAUUGA